This is a messenger RNA of Capsella rubella, 1295 nucleotides long. RefSeq names its product E3 ubiquitin-protein ligase CHIP. Gene Ontology annotation, cellular component: cytoplasm. Gene Ontology annotation, biological process: cellular response to misfolded protein; protein polyubiquitination; positive regulation of proteolysis. The record is from RefSeq and is a predicted model, not a curated record. Gene Ontology annotation, molecular function: protein-folding chaperone binding; ubiquitin protein ligase activity. NCBI's taxonomy places the organism in Eukaryota, Viridiplantae, Streptophyta, Magnoliopsida, Brassicales, Brassicaceae. The transcript has 8 exons. The coding region runs from base 141 to 977 and encodes 278 amino acids.
GGUUUCUUCUCUCUCCUCGCCCGAGAACUUUCGCGGCUUCUUCGCUUCUGAAAACACUCCGGGCACACGCGCCACCGUAAAAGUCAUAGAGGAGACUUAGGAAAGGAGAAAUUUUCGUUCUUUUUGGAUUGCUGUCGUAGAUGGUUACGGGUGUGGCCUCCGCCAUGGCGGAACGGUUAAAGGAAGACGGAAACAAUUGCUUUAAGAAAGAACGUUUUGGCGCUGCCAUUGACGCUUAUACCGAGGCAAUCGCUUUGUCUCCAAAUGUUCCUACUUAUUGGACAAAUCGAGCACUUUGCCACAUGAAGCGAAAGGAUUGGACAAAGGUCGAGGAGGAUUGUCGCAAGGCUAUUCAGCUAGUCCACAAUUCUGUCAAGGCCCACUACAUGCUAGGGCUUGCAUUAUUGGAGAAGAAAGAAUAUACAAGUGGAGUUAAAGAGUUGCAAAGGGCUUUAGAUCUUGGAAGAGGUGCGAAUCCGACGGGAUAUAUGGUAGAAGAAAUAUGGGAAGAGCUUUCUAAAGCAAAAUACAUGGAGUGGGAACUGCUUUCUGCGAGGCGCUCGUGGGAAUUGAGUAGUUUGAAGGAAGCUUGUCAGGCUGCUCUAAAUGAACAACGUGCUUUAGAUAUGUCUAGGACAGAAGAGUCCUCUCACGAAGACUACAUUGCCCAUACUGACCGUUUGAAGUCUCUUGAACGAGUGUUUGAGAAAGCUGCAGAAGAAGAUAAACCAACUGAGGUGCCAGAUUAUUUGUGCUGCAACAUAACUCUUGAGAUUUUCCGAGAUCCUGUAAUUUCUCCAAGUGGGGUUACAUAUGAAAGAGCAGCAAUCCUUGAACAUCUCAUGAAGGUGGGGAAGUUUGAUCCUAUUACGCGUGAAAAGAUCGACCCGUCCAAGCUUGUUCCAAAUCUGGCUAUCAAAGAGGCAGUGGCUGCGUAUUUGGAAAAACAUGUAUGGGCUUACAAGAUGGGUUGUUGAUUCAAAUGAGGAUUUACAUACACAGUGAAUGAGAAUGAGGUUAGCUACUCAGGUGAAAGAAGAAAAGAGAUGGGUGCGUUUACAUUUUCACUUUUGUGAUUUUCGACUGAUGUGUUAAGUGUAAGAUUCUCUGACAUGUAUAUAUACAAUGUUUUUUUGUUUGUGCACGCAUUGGCCAUUUGGCUUAGCCUAUAGCACACACACAUACAGACAUUUUUUAGCAUUGAAGAAAGUUCUGUCCAAAAUCCUAAUGUAGUUAUGAAUUUGGUCACCUUUAGCUAUGAAUUUCAGCUAUAAGAUGGAGAACCAUCUUGUUUA